Molecule: messenger RNA, 2601 nt
Organism: Choloepus didactylus (southern two-toed sloth)
Lineage: Eukaryota; Metazoa; Chordata; Mammalia; Pilosa; Megalonychidae
Product: NAD(+) hydrolase SARM1-like
Exons: 2
Coding region: 418-912 (164 amino acids)
Biological process (GO): negative regulation of MyD88-independent toll-like receptor signaling pathway; response to axon injury
Cellular component (GO): dendrite
Molecular function (GO): NAD+ nucleosidase activity; signaling adaptor activity
Source: RefSeq, a predicted model, not a curated record
GCCCCGCGAGACCGCAAGGCGGGGUGUGGACUCCAGAUCGCUGCUCCUCGGCGACCCGGCCGCUGCAGAGCAUCUCUCCGCCGGGCAGAGCCAGAGCGGGAGCGGCGCUUUGUUCCUGCCACAGCCAACCCGACCCUCUGGCGCUGCGUCCAUCCCUCGCCUCUCUGCUCUUUCUUCCCGCCCGCCGCCUGCAUCCAGGCCUGCAUCCCCUUCCCCAACCCUUCCGUCCUCGAUCCUGACCUCAUCCCUCCCCCAAACUUCUGGUCAGCGCCCUUGCCUAGUACUCUCUCUCCUUCCCUUUCUCCUGCGUCUUCUUCCCCCUGGUCCCCUAUCGGGCCUUCCUUGCCCCGAGGCCCCGGGUAGCUCCGCCGGGCCCCGCCCCCCCAGGCCGGGCAUGUCCCUGGCAGCCCCGCGCCCAUGGUCCUGACGCUGCUCCUCUCCGCUUACAAGCUGUGUCGCGUCUUCACCAUGUCGGGCCCACGGCCGGGCGCCGAGCGGUUGGCUGUGCCGGGGCCGGAAGGGGGCGGCGGCGCGGGCCCAUGGUGGGCCGCCGGCUGCCGAGGAUCCCGCGAGGUGUCACCCGGGGUGGGCGCCGAAGUGCAGGGCGCCCUGGAGCGAGCACUGCCGGAGCUGCAGCAGGCGCUGUCGGCGCUGAAGCAGGCGGGCGGCGCGCGGGCCAUGGGCGCCGGCCUGGCUGAGGUCUUCCAGCUGGUGGAGGAGGCCUGGCUGCUGCUGGCCGUGGGCCGCGAGGUGGCCCAGGGUCUGUGCGACGCCAUCCGCCUGGACGGCGGCCUCGACCUGCUGCUGCGGCUGCUGCAGGCGUCGGAGCUGGAGACGCGCGUUCAGGCCGCGCGUCUGCUAGAGCAGAUCCUGGUGGCUGAGAACCGGCAAACUACUGACCUGCAGCAAUGAAGAAGAGAAAGUAGACUCUGGGCUAGACAAUCAUAAGUCCUAGCUGUUUAUCUCUGGAACACUUGAGGUUAAUAUUGUUUUAAUGUUCACAUUAGAGUUUUUUUUCUCCCCUUACAAUGUUCAUUGUGUAAAUCUGCUUUAAAUACUUCACCAUACCACAGAUUCAGUGAUCACAUGGGUCAAAAUAAAACACAGAGUGUAUAAUUUUUUAAAUGUCUCCCAACACUGGAUUUCUCCUUUGUUUGAAGAGGAGUCCUUUUAAAUGGAGGGUUGCAGUGAUGGCCCUCCCACCCAGGGAACCAGCCCCCGCCCCUUCCUGGCCCAGGGAACCCCAGGCUAGGCCCUGCCCACAUCAACCAUGCUUGGUCAUGUGAUUUGCUUGGCCAGUGUGACAUCAGUCAUGUGACAUAAGCAGAGGCUCCAUAAGUACUUGUGUACCGAGGCUCAACCUCUUGGGACACUGCCAGGCUAGACAGGCCCUGACACGGAGGGAGAGGCCCAGCUCUCCUGGCCAGCCCAGCUCAGCCCAGCUCCCAACUGACCAGCAGGUGAAAGGAGCCAUUUGAGUGAGCCCAGGGGAGACCAGCAAAAGAAUCAUUCAGCCAAACAUUCAAUGAGAAAUAGUAAAUUGCUAUUGAAACAAUACAUUGGUGGGCUAUUUUUUGUUAUGCAACAAAGACCAACUGAAAUACUGUACUUUACUGGGUAAUUUAUUUAUUACAUAACUCUAAUACUAAUCUUCAGAAGACUACACACCGAUCCUUGCCUCCAAAAUUUUUCUUAAAAUCCAGGCAUUCAUGAUUCUUCUUGACUGGGAUAUUUUCUUUUCUUUUCUUUUAGAUACAAUAACAAGAAUAAAACAAAUUAAAUAAUACAGGAAGGUAUAAAAUGGAAAGAAAAGUAUCCUAUCCCUUGUCCUCAACCCCAGCCUUCUCUCCAAAGGGAAACACCUUUAACAGUUCCUUGAAUUUCUUACAGAAAAAAUUUAAACAUAUAACUAAUAUGCAGUGGAUCCCAUUUGUUGCCCACCCUGUAUUCACUCUCCUCUCCCCAGGAAUGUGACCCCAUCCCCAACCUCAAGGUUUUGUUUCAAGUAGAUCCUAUGUUGGCCCAAUCAACCAAAGGGAAGCUGUUUCUAUCCCAUGGUUUCUAUCCUGCUGGAUGAGGACAUGGAAGCACAAAGCUCCAGGCAACACUGGAAGCUAUCUUGUGACCAGAGAACUGUCUGAGGGGAAAGAUGAUGUUGCAGAUAGUAGAGAAGAGAAACAUAAAGAAUCUGGGUUCUUGAUGAUGUCUUGGAGCCACCAAUUAGACGUUACCUGGAACACAUUUCAUCUUUGUUCUUACAAGUUACAAGAGAUAAGAAAAUGCUAUGGUUUAAGCCAUUUUGAGGUUCAGAUUUCUGUUAUUUUGCAGCCCCAAACAUGCCUACAUAUGCAAUCUUUCCCAAAAAAGCAUGCAAAAGAGACCAUUUAUACAUACUGUUACAUACUUUGCUUUUUUCACUUAAUAUAUUUUGGAGAUGUUUCGUAUCUCCUUCUACAGAUCUACUUCCUUCUUUUUAACGGAUGCUGUCUCAGUUUGAGUGUAUUAUGUCCCCCAAAACUCCAUUAUUUUUGAUGUAAUCUUGUGUCGACAGAGGUAUCAGUGUUGAUUAGAUUGUAAUUCUUUGAGUGUUUCCAUGGAGAU